AUGUCCAAGAACACAUACGCUAGGCUAAGCUUUCAAUAUGGAAACAUUAAAUCCGAGCACAAUGUUCUCCGUGCCAUAGUAGUUGAAACAAUUGUUAAUUCUAUAGAAGUGUUAGAAAUCUUGGAAGAAGGUAACUCGGCUGACGCUGACGCCAAUUAUGCCGCUGUUGAUAGCAAGCGUCAGAGAAGUGCUGUUUGGGAUUGUUUCCGAAAACUAACAGAUGCCGCAAAUACAACGGGAGCAUCGAAGUGCAGCAUCUGUUCUGAAAAUGUUAAACAUGGCAGCAACACGUCUAACCUUUUCAAGGUAACUGGGCGAUUGAUUGUAGAGAAUCGUAGCUAUACAACUUAAACUUAAUUCCUGAACUACUAAAACGUUAUUUUGGGUACUAUUUAUAACGGUUUCGAAUUUUUUUAGCAUUUAAAGCUGAAACAUCAAGAGCAAUACAAAGAAGCUGAAAAGAAAAGAAAAUUAGAUGAAGAAAACAAUGCAAAGAAGCAAUCUAGUAAAACAAAAAAACAAACAACAAUCAUAGAUACCAUGCUACAUGGAAAAUACUCAUCCACGUGCACACGACGCAGGAAGAUUGACGACGCGGUGUUGAAAAUGAUUACAUCAGACCUUCAACCUCUAUCUGUUGUGGAAGAUGCAGGGUUUCAAUCAUUGCUACAUUUAUUGGAUCCUCGAUACAAGCUUCCGUCCAGAAGAACCAUGACACGAAUGCUACCUGAUAUGUAUUCUAAACGAGUUAAAGAGAUUAAGCAGGAGCUUGAGCAGAUAUCACAUGUUGCUCUCACGAGUGACCUAUGGACAUCAAGAGCGACAGAGAGCUAUCUCACCGUUACUUGCCACUAUCUUACUUCUUCAUGGGUGCUUCAAUCGCGGGUUCUUGAGACUUUCGCAUUCAAAUCAAGCCACACUGCUGAGAAUAUCGCUGCAUCAUUUCUGAGAGUUGCAAAAUCAUGGGAGAUAUCAGAGAAAGUUGUUGCAAUGGUAACAGAUAACGCUGCGAAUAUUGUUGCUGCAGUUCAAAUAACUGGUUGGAAACAUGUCAAAUGCUUCGCACACACCCUGAACCUCGUAGUCUCGGAAGCAAUCAAGACUGAUCUGAUCAACGGUAUAAGAAAGAGAUGCAGACAAAUUGUAACAUUCUUUCAUCAGAGCACAAAAGCCACGGAUAAGCUGAAGGAGAUCCAAGCUCAAGCACAAGUUCCUGACCACAAGCUCGUCCAGGAAGUGGAUACAAGGUGGAAUUCUACAUUCUACAUGUUCGAACGCAUCAUUGAGCAGCACGAAGCCGUUAUGACCACACUUUGUCUCUCGAAUUGCAAUGAUCUAUGCUUCUCUAUCUCGGAUGUGGAAGUGCUCAAAGCUGCAGUGGCUAUUUUGAAGCCGUUUGAGCGCGUCACAACAGAGAUAUCAGCCGAUCAAUAUAUCUCAAUCUCAAAGGCUAUACCCCUUGCAAAGUCCCUCCAGCAUUUAACCUCAGCAAGUAUCCACAAAGAUACAACCCUUGCUUCUGAGAUGAGUGCUCAACUGCGUCGACGUUUUACAGGCGUGGAAAAUGUCCAUUUGCUAGCCCAUUCCACUUUGCUUGACCCACACAUGAAGAAGCUGGCCUUUUCUAGUUUUGUAGCUGCGCGACAGGGGGAGCAAUGGAUUGUCGAAGAGAUGAAACAACAUGUUCCUGCAGUUCCCACUGAUGAACAGACAGAAGUAACAGAACAACAACGAGAUGUCGGCUUAUGGGAUCUUUUCGAUAAAAAAGUUGCAGAUAGACAACUGCGAGCAACUUCAACCCUCACUAUAGAGAGGGAGUCUACAAGAUUCUUUGAUGAUAAACUCCUAGCAAGAGAUAAAGAUCCACUAACAUGGUGGAAAGAAAAUGAGAAAGAUUACAAGAUUCUCUCCAAUCUUGCAAAGAAAUAUCUUUGUAUUCCAGCUACAUCUGUCCCAGCGGAGAGGCUCUUUUCGAAAGCAGGAGAACUUGUUUCAAUCCGACAGUCUAAAAAUGUUGAUAUGUUAUUGUUUUUAAAUAAGAACAUGUAA
Molecule: messenger RNA, 2049 nt
Organism: Paramuricea clavata
Lineage: Eukaryota; Metazoa; Cnidaria; Anthozoa; Malacalcyonacea; Plexauridae
Source: the annotation of a GenBank genome assembly